CAGGAAGCGAUGUUGUAACAACAAAUAGUCCUCCCUGAUCGCAGGGACAUCAACGAUAAGUGAAUUUGGGGGUAAACUUGACAUCUCCUUCACAUCAGUCAUGUUUAAAGCUGUGGGACAAGCGCUGUUCUCUACUGGACUACAAAAUCCAAAAUUCACUGCAGCGGAGAAACAGGGACAGGACUAUGAGAUCCGCACCUACCACGCCACGAAGUGGGUGAGCACCACCCUGAGCAGUAUGCAGUGGGACCCAGCAUUAAACACUGGUUUCCGCAGACUUUUCAGCUACAUACAAGGCAACAACAAAAACAAGGUGAAAGUGGAGAUGACAGCUCCUGUUACAUGCCGUGUGGACCCAGGAGCCGGUCCUGCAUGUGAAUCUCAAUUUACUGUGUCCUUCUACAUCCCGGAGGAGCAUCAGGACAAUCCACCAGAGCCAAGCGACCCUGAGGUGUUUUUGGAGAACAGGGAAGAGUUUACAGCUUAUGUCAGGACGUAUGGAGGGUUCUCCAAUGAGAACAUUAAGCGCCAAGAGUUACUGAAACUUCUGGAGAGCCUGAAGAGAGAUGGCGUCCCUUUUGUGGACAAGCCGUUCUAUGCAUGUGGGUACGACAGUCCCUUUAAACUGACCAACCGCAGGAACGAGGUGUGGGUGCUCAAGAAGGAGCAGGAGUAGAAGAUUUAAAGGCCAAACCCAACAAUGCCAGAGUCACAUUUUGUAUAAAUAUUACAUAAUCCUCAUGACUUGAUAACAUUCAAACAUCUCUAAAGCACUUAUUGGUCACCAAAGAGACUGAAAAUCCUAAAUACAGUAAUAGAUGUAUGAAGCUUUAACUAACAACCAACAUUUAAAAACACUUAAAGCUGUCUUUCUUGUUGCUUUAUUGCCUUUCACUAAAAGUUACUGAAUGACAGAGUCACUGAAAGUCUCCAUAAAGAGAGGCUUAAACAGUUACAAAUAAAGCUGGAUGCAGUGUCACAACCUGUCCAGCAGGUGGGGCUAAAUAUCCAGGAAAUAUAUUCCUCCUGUUAAGUACUUAAUGACAAAAACCACAAGUGCCUCUUCAUUGUUUUAUGAACUACUUUUUAAAAUUGAACUUAUUUUCUUCUUCAUUUGUUCACAUUGAUCAAUAGUAUGUAUUCCGUGAUUGUUAAAGGAAAGUUAUAUUUUUCUUUACAUAAUCUCAAUGUAAAAAGACAAGGCAGGAUGAUUAUAUAAAGGAUAAUUUCACAUUUUCAACUCUGCUUAGAGCACCUCUAACAUGACUGAGCUAUAUUUAUAAAGCAUUUCCAGCUACUGGUACAUAUCUGUUUCUUGCGCUGUAAGGCGAUCAUUUUGAUGAAAUUCUAGGUCAAAUUAUUUAAAAAAAACAUCCAAGGGCUUCAUUUUGUGGGACAAAAUACUUUUAAGAUAAGCCUAAAAGGGAAAAAAGCAAUAACACUGUUGAUAAGCAUUAAAAAAGUGUUAAUAUAUUCUCUGGGUUUUGUGAUUUAGCUCUAUCAAUCUUAAAAGCAAUGUUGGAUUUGCACUACAAAUAUUGAAAAUUUCCUAAGAAGUUGUAUUUUUACAGCCAGCAUAGACAGUAGGAACCACCGUAGUGACAUAACACUUUAAGUCUUUUAAUAGAAAUGUUAAUUAUCCUGAGAUAAACUUGAAUUAUGUGGAAUAAUCCUUUAACUAAGGAGGUCACCUGCAGAGUGUGACAGCAGCUAUUUUCCCCACCUGUCACUCUGUGGUCUUACUGUGAAGGUGACUCUGCCCGCCUGCCUGACAGACAAAAUGUUGGUAAAUCUCAGUUUGUCUGAUUUCAGUCCUCACUGUCACAACGAGAUACGAGGAGGGCUGAAUCACAGUAAAUCCAGACCAGAAGAGUCUGCAUCACUCAAAAACACCCCCCUACUGAAUUAUCAAGGUGAUAGUUUCUUUCCUGUGGUGUUUUAAACUGAGAUUUACUAACAUGUUUGGUACAUGAGAGUUGCCAAGCUAACACACUUUGACUUUGAAAGUUUACCUCCUUUUCAACCAUUGAAUCAUUUUAAUCAUUUUAUCUACAGCUCAUGAUGUAAUGGAACCUGUUUACUGACAAAGAAGGGAUACUAUGAGGAACAUGGAAAGGAUAUAAUGACACUGCAUUAUAAAACAUAUAAAUAUUUUUUAAAAAUGUUAAAUUGUUCAUUUUUCAAUAAUAAAUAACUCAACACCAA
Molecule: messenger RNA, 2205 nt
Organism: Cheilinus undulatus (humphead wrasse)
Lineage: Eukaryota; Metazoa; Chordata; Actinopteri; Labriformes; Labridae
Gene: hebp2
Product: heme binding protein 2
Exons: 5
Coding region: 101-676 (191 amino acids)
Cellular component (GO): cytoplasm
Source: RefSeq, a predicted model, not a curated record